AUUCUAGGAUGCUCGUAUCCGCCAUCUUAGUCGUGCCACUACUAUUGCUACACUCUAACUCCGACAUCUGAUCUCGACUUCGGCGCACGAUCCUCGAAGGACCACAUCCUCUCCCUUCGCGACGUCACGACACGGCCAACAAAUAAGGCUUCCUCGAUCAUACACGAUUCCCACAUCAUGCAACGAGAACAACAGCAGCAGCAGCGCCCGCCACCGCCGGCCUAUAUCCAGCACGAACCCGAGUCCCUCAACCUCCCAUCCGUUCCGACACACGCUCUCCCUUCUCCACCACAGCACAAUGACAGACUUCCGGGAAUAAGAUCUCUCGACCUUCCCAAUGCCUCGCCUGCAGUGCGCAAUGCAUCCAACCUCGCAGAUCUUGGCGCGAGCAACUCGGGAGAUGCCAUGCAGUGGGCGGCAUUGCCUCCACUCAACAGUGCGACAUUUCCCAAGGUGCCGGACAAUAUACCACGAGGGGGCAUGGAUGUAGACGUUGGCAGUCCUAUGGAUACGGGUAGUGUGGCGAGCAUACACGAUGAUGCUGCCCGACGGAGAGAAGCGAGCAUAUUGAGCAUGGACGAUGACGAAAGAGCCGCUGCGGAGGCAUUGUCAGGAUUGGGGAAUCCAGAUUAUGCCCGCUCCCCCGCGUCCCGAUCCAUGACCAUAUCUCGCGACACAGCGAGCGCAGAGCCAGAACCGCUCCUAUCGCUCAUCACAUCGAAUCAUCCCUGGCUGGGCGGGACCAUCAACGGCUCUAUAUCUGCCUAUAACACAACCAAGACGUACUCGCCUCGCUUCGUCAAAUACGGCGCCGAGCUGAUCGAGCGCAACAUCGGCUCGACGGUAGUCAACACUGUAUCUUCCGUGGGCCGGCGCACAGGAGUGGAGAAGAACCUUCGUCGAUAUCUAGGCGAAGUCCAUCGCCGACCCAGCGAUCUCGAGCAAGGCGACUCAGAAGUGGCACGCAAACGUCCCAGACGAGGAAGCCCCAAGCCCACGGCCGAUGCCAUGGACAUCGACGAGGCCUUCACUACCCGCACAAGAGGCGGAUCGCAUUCGAGCUAUGCGGAGACACUCCCCGCAUACGACGACCAGCGCUCGCCAAAGUACGAAGAGACUGUCGACACAGACAAUGAGCAGUCAACGGGCGAAAAGGCCGACCCGGAAACAUCACAAGACCGCCGUGUCAACUGGUCGACCCAGUUGAUAAUGACAACGUCCGGCUUGGGCGUUGCACUAUCCGACACCUCCCUCCGCUCCCUCAAGAUCUGCCUCAGCCUGCUGCGCAACGCAACCACAUCCAUAGACUCAAUGAUGCGAGCAUUGAAGCUCGUACUGGAGGAAUACGAAUCCGCCGUCUCCUCUUCACAAUCUGACUACCCCGACGAGAAGGCCCUCCACCGCCAAGACUCAGACGCUGCCGCCAAAGACGCCCACGUUCGUCAGAUCGCCAACAAGAUGCAGGCGCUUUCGACGGACAUCUGGCAAACAUUACAGCGCGUCGUGCAAUCCGUCUCGCACUACGCAGGCGGUGCCCUCCCACAAAAUGCCUCACAAGUCGUCCGCACACAGCUGCUCUCGAUUCCACAACGCUGGGCCUCCGCCUCUCGGACCGCCAACGAGCAACGCAACGGUCACGGCGAGCAGUCGCAGGGUGCUGUUGGCGGCCGCGACGAGGAGACCGCAGGCGGAGGCGAGGUCCGCGGCGCAAACAGGAUGGUUGCAUUCGCGCGGGAAGGUCUCGACAUGAUCGGACAGAUCACGACCGUCGUCGACGGCACCGUCCAGAGCGCCGAGGCGUGGCUCGACAGGAUGGGUAGGAAGAAUGGCGGCAGCGCUGCCCGCGAGAGCGUGAACGGAGACGAGAGUGCCGCCGGCUCCAACAACUUCCAUCAGGGGUUCAAGCCUAUCAAUGGCAAUGGUACUCCUACGACUACCGUCGUCAACGGCACUGGCAAGCCGUUCUCACCAAAGGACGAGAAGACCGGUUUCUAAACGUCUCGCCUUUUAGUCUCUGUUGAGAAUAUUACUACUUGCCUUCAUCAAUGCGAUACCUCCUCCUUUCAUCUUCUAUCAAAUAUAUCCCCACAUUCACACCUCGAUAUCUCAACAUCUCACUAAAACAAUCUUUCACACCAUGUAUCUAUCUAACGAAAAUCCCCCACCAUCCACACACGGAUAUUCCAUACACAUA
Molecule: messenger RNA, 2194 nt
Organism: Aaosphaeria arxii CBS 175.79
Lineage: Eukaryota; Fungi; Ascomycota; Dothideomycetes; Pleosporales
Product: Opi1-domain-containing protein
Exons: 2
Coding region: 178-1995 (605 amino acids)
Biological process (GO): phospholipid biosynthetic process; regulation of transcription by RNA polymerase II; endoplasmic reticulum unfolded protein response
Cellular component (GO): endoplasmic reticulum; nucleus
Molecular function (GO): transcription corepressor activity
Source: RefSeq, a predicted model, not a curated record